GCCAGGACUGCCGCCGAGCGACGCCAGUGCUGCGCCAACACACACCCCUCCGGAGGAGACGCCGAGUGCCCGCGCGCACGUCCAUCUCGCCACCGCCCAUGGAGCACCUGGCGCCGAUCAACAUGCACGCCGCGGCCGAGGAAGUCGCCCUGCCGCUCCCGGGGACGAUGCUGGAUAAAUCCGCGCUGCCGAGGAUGCGCGACGCAGUGCCGAUGGCGGAGGGAUCCGCCCUGUCGAGGAUGCGCGGGGCCGUACCGCACCCCGGGAAGAUGUCGGGGGAAUCUGACUUGCUGACGAUGCGCGUCGCCGAGGCGCCCCCAGAGAAGGCGAUGCCCGAGGCGUUCCGGGCCAUCGCCGGGAUGGCGGAACGGCUCGGGAUCGCGGCCAGCGUCAGGGACCGGGCCCAGGACGUGUUCAAGAGGAUGGAGGAUGCCAAGGGCAAGGGGCACCACUACUACACCAAGGGCGGGGGGCGGAGCGGCGACGCGCUCUACGCGGCGUGCCUCUACAUCGCCUGCCGCAGCGCGGGCGCGCCGCGGACGUUCAAGGAGCUUGCCGCGGCGACGCGCGACGGCGCGGCGGCGAGGAAGGACAUUGGCAAGCUGAUCACGCUCAUCAGGAAGCGGCUCGGGGACGAGGCCGGGGGGCAGGCGAUGGACAUCGGUGUGGUGCGCGCGGCCGACUACAUGGAGCGCUUCGGCUCGCUGCUCGGGGUGGGGGAGGACGAUGUGCGCGCGGCGCAGGAGGCGGCGCGGAGGAUGCAGGAGCGCCUCGACGUGCGCCGCAACCCCGACUCCACCGCGGCCGCCAUCAUCUACAUGGCCAUGGAACGGCGGGACGGCGCCGGGAGGUGCCUCCGGGACGUGUCCGUGGCCACCGGCGUCGCCGAGAACACCAUCAAGCAGGCGUACAGGGAGUUGUGCCCGCAUGCCGAUCUGCUCUUCGGCUCAAGUGCGUGCCAAGGUUGUGCUGGUGGUUCAUUGGCACGUACAGAUAUCAGAUAG
Messenger RNA from Phragmites australis (common reed), 1004 nucleotides. RefSeq names its product transcription initiation factor IIB-like. NCBI's taxonomy places the organism in Eukaryota, Viridiplantae, Streptophyta, Magnoliopsida, Poales, Poaceae. Gene Ontology annotation, biological process: DNA-templated transcription initiation; transcription preinitiation complex assembly. Gene Ontology annotation, cellular component: nucleus; transcription preinitiation complex. Gene Ontology annotation, molecular function: TBP-class protein binding. The record is from RefSeq and is a predicted model, not a curated record. The transcript has a single exon. The coding region runs from base 99 to 1004 and encodes 301 amino acids.